Messenger RNA from Lacerta agilis (Sand lizard), 2194 nucleotides. RefSeq names its product WASP actin nucleation promoting factor (gene WAS). The record is from RefSeq and is a predicted model, not a curated record. Lineage: Eukaryota; Metazoa; Chordata; Lepidosauria; Squamata; Lacertidae. The transcript is spliced from 12 exons. Gene Ontology annotation, molecular function: actin binding. The coding region runs from base 202 to 1647 and encodes 481 amino acids. Gene Ontology annotation, biological process: actin filament organization.
UCUGGGCUUCCGGGGCCCUCCUCUGACUGGCCCUGCUGCUGGGCCUUGGCAGCCAGAUGGGGAACCCAGCUAAGUGUGUGUGCAUGCGUGUGACCCGGUGGUUUCUGAGCUUCCUGUUGAAAAGCCCUCCUCGCAGCACGGAAGUUCGCUCUGGGUGAGAUCGGAGCGCACAGAGCCCCGAGGCAUCUUGACAGGGCCAGGAUGAGCCGGAGGUCCAAGCCAGCAGCCCGGACGCAGCAGGAGAAUGUGUCCUCCUCCCUCCUUGAGGACCAUGAGAACCAGCAGGUCUUUGAAUUGUUGGGCAGAAAGUGCACGACCAUGGUCACAGCUGUGGCCCAACUCUUCCUGGCCUUGCCUCAAGGCAGCAGAAGCUGGUCCAAGCAAGGCUGCGGGGUCCUGUGCUUCGUGAAGGAUAACCCCAGACGUUCCUAUUUCAUGCGUUUCUAUGAUUUGAAGGAUAGGAAGAUGACCUGGGAGCAGGAAUUGUGCAGCCAGCUGGUCUACUUGGCUCCCACCUCUUAUUUCCACACCUUUUCAGGAGAUGAGUGCAACGUGGGGCUCAACUUUGCCGAUGAGAAUGAGGCAUACAAUUUUCAACAAACGGUGGAAGAGAAGAUUCAGAAGAGGAACCAGAGGAUGGAUAGACAGCCGCCGCCGCCACCUCCUGUCAAUGAAGACAGAAGACCAACUCUCCCCCAGCCGCCAUCUUCUGGGAUUGACUCAAAUGGACGUGGCAUGCAGCCAAACUCUCCUCCAGCAUCUCUGCCUCUGGCAACUGUUGACAUCCAGAAUCCAGACAUCACAUUUUCCCGCUACCGUGGACUUCCUGUUCCUACUGCAGUAGAGAAAAAGAAGGGGAAGAAAAAGAUUUCAAAGGCUGACAUUGGCGCUCCAAGUGGGUUCAAGCAUAUCCAGCACAUUGGAUGGGAUCCCAACAGUGGAUUUGACGUGAAUAAUUUAGAUCCCGAUUUGAAGACAUUCUUCACCCAGGCAGGAAUCAGUGAGGCUCAACUGACCGAUGUUGAGACUUCAAAGAUUAUCUAUGACUUCAUUGAAGGCCAAGGGGGGCUGGAGGCUGUGAAGGAAGAGCUGAGACGACAGGGUCCAAGUCACCCUCCACCCCCACCCCCAAAUCGUUCUGGCCCUGGACAUAGCCGAAGUGGUCCUCUACCACCCAUCCCGCCUGUAUCAAACAGGGGAGCUGUCCCUUCACCUCCACAGCCCUCUCGAGGACAACCCAGCCCUCAGUGGGGACCUCCUCCACCAGUCUCUCGGCCUGGAGCAGCUCGUCCCCCACCACCCCCAGCUGGGUCAGCCCCACCACCGCCACCUCCGCCACCGCCGCCGCCACCUCCUCCUUCAUUCCAAAGUUCUUCCCCAUGCCCCCCUCCCCCUCUCCCCUCUGGAGGGCUUAGCUCACCUACUGUUGCCUCCACGGGACGUGGUGCAUUACUGGAUCAGAUACGCCAAGGAAUACAACUCAAUAAGACACCUGAUGUGCUGGAACCGCCAUCACCUGCACAGAGCUCUGAAGGCCUGGUAGGAGCUCUUAUGCAUGUGAUGCAGAAGAGGAGCAAGGUCAUUCAUUCCUCAGAUGACGAUGAAGACAAUGGUGAUGAUGAAGAUGAUGACGAGUGGGAUGACUGAGUCCAGAAGGACGCCUGGCACAAAGCCCGAUCCUUCUGACAAUCUGUUGCUGUCUGAAUUGCUGUGGGCAUUUAAUCAGACUCUCUGUUAUGGUCCCCCUCACAAUCUGUGCAGAAAUCCAGUAGGGCAGCUUUAGCCUCUGCAGUGACAGGUCUUUAUUUUCCCAUUCCUCCUCUCCAGCAUCACUUACCGGUAGGCUAAAGAAUAAUUUCCAUUCUCUUCCAUCACCUGUGCACCUGCAUGCCUUUGACAGCCUUAGAAAGCUAGGCUGUAAUCCUCCCUCUUUCAAACCCUCGGUCUUGACAAUACCACUUCUAAUCUCCUCUAACUUUCUAAGAGCCAUAUUAUCUUUCAUCCAGCCCCUUCAUCAUCCUUUCUUUCUCCUAGAUGUAUAAUCUUGUGUCUUUAAGAAGUGGUUCCCCCUUUGAGGCCAAUGUGCAGGUAUGAAGAUUAUAGGAAUGUAAGCAAAACCUCUUAUAAAAUAACCAAUGCAUUGUUAACACACAUCAAAAUCCUAGUUGUCUGAAUUAUUUGCUCGCCUUUCAGA